GGUGACGGUCCAUAUCUAGCUAACAAUUAAAUAUUUAUACUGGACUUCCUUUGCUUUGUUUGUAUAACUUAAUGUGCUAAUUUGACAAUGUUAUUGCGGGGAGGACCGCGUAACAGAGCCUACCGAUACUGUACAUCUCAAUAAAGUUUAUUUUUACAAACACCCCCAAAAAAGUGUCAUGGCGACGCCCAGAGCAGACGACUGGAGUUGGUUUCCUGCAUUAGCACUCGGCGUUUCUUUCCUGAAAUGUAUUUUGAUAAACGCAUAUCAUUCCACAGACUUUGAGGUUCACAGGAACUGGCUCGCCAUCACUCACAGCCUUCCUGUGUCAAAAUGGUACCAUGAGAACACCUCAGAGUGGACCCUGGACUACCCUCCUUUGUUUGCCUGGUUUGAGUAUAGCCUGUCCCACGUGGCUCAGCAUUUUGACAAGGAGAUGCUGGUGGUGCAGAAUCUCAUCUACACCAGUCCUGCUACCAUCCUUUUCCAGAGGCUCUCUGUUAUCGUGACGGACAUAGUCUUCAUUUACGCUGUCAAAGAAUGCUGUAGAAGUGUGAGAGAAGAGAAGGGUUCCAAGGACCUCCUGGGGCAUCCAUUUUUCAUCCUGGCAGCUCUGCUUUUGUGGAACUUUGGCCUCCUCAUCGUUGACCACAUUCAUUUCCAGUACAAUGGAUUCCUGUUUGGAAUACUACUGCUAUCAGUGGCAAGACAUUUACAGGGCAGACACCUGGAGGGGGCGUUGCUCUUCACUGUUCUCCUGAACCUGAAACACAUCUACCUGUACAUUGCUCCUGCCUACGGGAUCUUCCUGCUGCGGAGUUACUGCUUCACCAAGGACAACACAGAUGGCUCUGUGAGAUGGAGCAGUUUCAGUCCUGUUCGUCUGGUAGCUCUGGGAUCUAUCGUGAUCUCUGUCGGCGCCCUGUCCUUUGGUCCGUUCAUUGCUAUGGGCCAACUCCCCCAGGUCCUUUCCAGACUCUUCCCCUUUAAGAGGGGCCUGUGCCACGCCUACUGGGCCCCUAACGUCUGGGCCCUCUACAACAUGGUGGAUAAAGCUCUGUCUGUGCUGGGUGUGCGUCUGAAGCUGUUGGAUGUGGCAAAGCUUCCCACAGCCUCAAUGACUGGUGGAUUGGUGCAGGAGUUCCAGCACUCCAUCCUCCCCUCCGUCUCUCCCUCCAUCACACUCAUCUGCACUCUGCUCUCCAUAAUGCCUGCAGUGUUGAGUAUCUGGUGUCGUCCGCGUGGUGCGGGGUUCCUGCGCUGCCUGGUGGUCUGUGCCCUGGGCUCCUUCAUGUUCGGCUGGCAUGUCCACGAGAAGGCCAUCCUCAUGGCCAUACUGCCCUUCAGCAUACUUGCAGUUGAGAGCAGAGAGGAUGCUGGGAUCUUCCUGAUGCUGACCACCACGGGGCAUUACUCUCUGUUUCCACUUCUCUUCACUGCAGCAGAGCUGCCCAUCAAAGUCCUGCUGAUGCUGCUGUUCACGCUCUACAGCUUCACCUCCUUAAAGAAACUGUUCAGGGGUUCCCUCCUUAACCCUCUGGAAACCACCUACCUCCUGGGCCUGGUUGCCGUAGAGAUCCUCUGUGAGGUUGUUUACCCUCUGUCGCCGUGGCAGCAUACCCUGCCCUUCGUGCCCCUGCUGGUGACAUCAGUGUACUGCUCUCUGGGAGUCUCUUACUCCUUCAUACGCCUCUACGUCUCUCUAUUGAGGCAGCACGGGACAGACAAACACAAACAACUAUGAGACAGAGAGAGACACUAGUGAGUAGUGACCAAUUCACAAUCAACCCCUUUGGUGUAUCCCAAAUAGUAUACUAUUCCCUGUGUAGUGCAUUACUUUUGACCAGGGCCAUAUAGAAUGUCAUUUGUGAUGCACUCUUUGUCUUACAUUGGUGUGUAAAGAAAAAAGGUGGUGUUUCAAACUUUCUGCGAUGCUGUUACUUGUCCAUCCAGAGCAGAUCUUCAAGUGUGCAUCUAUAAGUGUAGAUUUGGGAUGGGAAACACCAAGGAAAAGUCACUUAUAAAUGCACACUCGAAGAUCGGCUCUUGAAGGAUGUAUCAUAGCAUGAAUAAUAUGUCUGUCUGAAUGUGUGAAAAAAAGAACUUGUACCAAAUGUAUCUCAAAUGACAAUGGAAAAGUGGGGAAAUAGUAUGGAAUGGGAUGAAGUUCAUGCUGUAUUUCUUAUGUUUACAAAUAAAAAGAUAAUAAACAGA
This is a messenger RNA of Oncorhynchus keta (chum salmon), 2214 nucleotides long. RefSeq names its product ALG8 alpha-1,3-glucosyltransferase (gene alg8). Gene Ontology annotation, biological process: protein N-linked glycosylation. Gene Ontology annotation, molecular function: dolichyl pyrophosphate Glc1Man9GlcNAc2 alpha-1,3-glucosyltransferase activity. NCBI's taxonomy places the organism in Eukaryota, Metazoa, Chordata, Actinopteri, Salmoniformes, Salmonidae. The record is from RefSeq and is a predicted model, not a curated record. Gene Ontology annotation, cellular component: endoplasmic reticulum membrane.